Molecule: messenger RNA, 2055 nt
Organism: Prorocentrum cordatum
Lineage: Eukaryota; Dinophyceae; Prorocentrales; Prorocentraceae
Source: the annotation of a GenBank genome assembly
AUGGCCGCGGCGGCUCAGCUGCAGGAAGGCCAGGCCGACGAGGACGACGGCGUCUAUCGGAAGGAGACGAUCGAGAUGAACUGGCGACCCGGCGACGACAGGCGGGGGCACUCGCGGUCGCCCGGCCGCAGCCCUUCCCCUGGCCGUCGGGGCGGCCUCCGGCCGGGCACCGCCCUGCCGCGGCGGGCGUCCAGGCCGGCGGACUCGGGCAUCCCGUUCGGGAGGCACAGCAACAGCCCCGAGGUGAACUACGAGCUGAUGAGCGACGCCGCGAGACCGUUUCGGGUGAGAAGCCCGUCCCGGCGCGACCAGGAGAGGGUGGCGGAAGCACUGAAGGAUCUGCUGGCCCACAAGGACAGGCUCGGGCAGAGCGUCGUCGACGCCUUCCAGGACGCCCUCCGGGGCACCAUCGUCGACGCCUGCAACCGGGAGGUGCGGAGCGACCAGGUGCUGGGCAUCGCGCCGGUGCUCGCAGAGAGGCUGGGCCUGCCCGAGUGGGUCUUCGACGGCCUCGAGGGCGUCGUCCAGAACUUCGAUUUCGACGGCAACGGGAUGACGGACGAGCUGGAGGCGAAGAGAAUGUUUGAGGUGUGGUUAACGCAGAAGAUGAUCGAGCUUGGGGGCCGGGUCGAGGACCCGCCCGAGAAGACGCCUCAAGAGGCGGGGUAUUAUUUCGAGAAAGAGAUCGGGCGUGGAGCGCAUGGAAUUAUGUAUUUGUGCGAGAAGGGUGAUGACAAGUACUGCGUCAAGCAGGUUUCCAAGGUCAAUUUGACCGCCAACAAGAUCGAAGAGGUACUCAACGAGUUUGGCACGAUGUUCCGCAUGAACAGUCCUUUCAUUGCCCGUACAUUCGAGGUCUUCCAAGACGGACAGGCUUUCUACGUGGUCAACGAGUUGUAUUCCGGCGGGGACUUCACAAAGCUGGGAAAGAACGCACAUGAUGAAGGGCAGACCAUGUCAGAGUCGUGGUGGCGAAAUAUUUUCAAACAGUGUUUGCUUGGCCUUCAGUACCUUCACGAGAAGGGGGUACUGCAUUGCGAUAUCAAGGAGCCAAACAUCAUGGUUGCAUCAAGCGACUCGUACGCCAGGCCUCGCCCUGUAUUCAUUGAUUUCGGCUUGUGUCUGAGGCUCAGCAACAACCGGGGCGCUGGUGGUACGCCAGGCUACAUGCCUCCGGAGACGUAUGAGGAGGAGCAGUGGUACCCCCGCGGUGACGUGUUCAGCCUCGGCAUCGUCUUCUUUCAGCUGAUGACGGGGCAGGUCCCCAGCAAGGACGGGCGCAGGCCUGGAGUGCUCUACGGCAACGGCAACCCGCGCGGCGCAGCCAUCCGCGGGUCUCUGCCGUGGGAGCGGUUCCCAGACAUGUUGUUGCUGAAGGAUCUCGUGAGCUGGAUGACCCAGCGGAUCCGCAUACAGAGGCCGCGCACCUUCCAGGCAGUCAGCCACCCGUGGUUCGGCUCCUCCGGCGACGCUCCCCUGCCCGCCGAGGCCCUGCGGGGCCUGGUGAGCACCGAGACGGCCCUCGAGACGGGCGCGGAGCUGGCCGUGAAGGACUUCGUGAGGAGCCCGCGGCGCCAAGGGCCGCGCCCGCCCUCCUACAGCCUCGCCGACGUCCACAGCCCGCGCGGGCGGGGCGCCUGCGGAGCCGCGCCGGACGGGCUCUUCGGCGCCAGCUCGGCGGCGGUGGGCAGCCCCAGGCUGGGCUGGGCGGCCUCGCCGCCGCCCGCCGCGCAGGGCCUGCUGGCGGGGGGCGCUCCGCAGCCCGGGGCAGGCGCCGGGCUCGCCGGGCCCCCCGAGGUGCACGUCAGGCUCACCAGGGUCGCCGCCGCGAGGCUGGGGAUCACCGUCGACGAGGACCAGCCGAACGGUUCGCUGAUCUUGUCGAGGGUGGAGCCGGGGGGCCUCCUGGCCCAGUGGAACUUGUCCAGCCCCGCCUCGGCACUGCAGCCUGGCGACAGGAUCGUUGCAGUGAACAACGUGCGCGGCGACGUCGGCGCCAUGUGCGGACAACUCGCGGACAGCCUGGUGGUCGACCUCGUGUGCCGCACUCGCUGA